Molecule: messenger RNA, 2704 nt
Organism: Phasianus colchicus (ring-necked pheasant)
Lineage: Eukaryota; Metazoa; Chordata; Aves; Galliformes; Phasianidae
Gene: FOSB
Product: FosB proto-oncogene, AP-1 transcription factor subunit
Biological process (GO): regulation of transcription by RNA polymerase II
Cellular component (GO): nucleus
Molecular function (GO): DNA-binding transcription factor activity, RNA polymerase II-specific; RNA polymerase II cis-regulatory region sequence-specific DNA binding
Source: RefSeq, a predicted model, not a curated record
GGUUGGGGGUCCGUCGUCGUUACCGGGGCCGCGCCGCUUCAGGCCGUUUCUAGAACCGUUUCUAUUAAUACCGCCUUUCGGCGGCGGCGGCGGCGAAAAGGGAUUCCCUGUGACGUCAUUGCUAGGAUACCAAACAAACACGGCGAGCGCCAAGGCCAUAUAUGGUUAAUUGCGUCACAGGAACUCCGGCUUGGGGAGGCGGGGCGAGGGAUCCCCCCCGCUUCCCUCCGCCCCCUUCGGAUCCUCAUAACGGCGGCGAUCGCUGCGAGCGCGGAGCAGAACCGACGGACGCCGCCGACACCGGAGGGGUACAGAGGACCCCCCCCCCACACACACACACCUCCUCGACCCCCCCGUCUGAAAAUCGUGGAGCUGUGACGUCAGCAAAAAGGGGCGGGGCGCCGCCGUAUAAAGCCGCGGAACGCCGGAGAGCGGUUCAUUCAUAAAAAAAGCUUCAUUGAUUGAAGAGGGAAACGGCGAAAAAAAAAACAAAAAAAAACAAAAAAAGGGGGAAAAAAGAAAAAAAAAAAGAGACGGUCGGUACCGGAUGGAAUCGGGAAACGGUUCGGGAUUUUGAAAAGGAACAACGAGAGCCGGCAAACGGAGUUCGGAAAGGAUUAGAAGAGGAGAACGGGAAUCGGCAACGAAAUUCUCGGGAGUUUACAACGGAAUAAUCGGGACUUGGAAGGGUUUUACCGGAGCUUCAAAAACGGAUAACCGGGAUUUGGAAAGGUUCUAUUGGAUCUUCCGACGGAGAACCGGGAUUUCUAAAGGUCCUACCGGGACUUCGAAAGGAAAACCGGAGCCUGGGACGGACCCGGCAGCGGAGAAGCGGAGCUCGGAACGGCUCUAUCGGGGCAGAGCACCGAACCGGACCGUGGAACGGUUCCGAUAGAGGAGAACCGGAGGGAUUGGGGGGCAAAGCGGAGCCUGGAGCGGCUUUAGCGGAGCUCAGGGCUGAGCGCGGGGCUCUCAGCACGGGGAUUCGGGGAUCGGAACGGACGCUGCGGGGUUUAAAGCGACAGAAACGGAUCUCGGCGGGGUUCUACCGGCGAUUCUAACGGAACCGAGGGGUUAAAAGGGAGAACCGGAGCUGAGAACGGCUCCGGAGCGGAGCAUCGGACCUCGGAAAGGACUCGAACCGGGACUUACAGCACAGAACCGGGAUUUAAGUGCAAAUAAACGGAACGCGGGAAGGCUUUCGCGGGACUCAGAACCGGGAUUUACAACACAGAACCGGGAUUCUAUAGCUCAGAAUUAGACUCGGGAUCGGGAUUUACAUCGGAGAACCGGGAUUUACACCGAGAAAGCGGGGCCUAUAGACCCGAACCGGGACUCACACCGGAGAACCGGGACCCGGAAGCCCCGAACCGGGAUUUACACCGGAGAACCGGGACCCGGAAGCCCAGAACCGGGACUUACAGCCCAGAACCGGGUUCUACAACCCCGAACCGGGACCCGGAAGCCCAGAACCGGGCCCUACAGCCCCGAACCGACCCGAGAACCAGGACUUCCAGCCCCGAACCGGCCUGAAACCGGGACCCGCAGCACAGAACCGGCUCCCAGAUCCCAGAACCGACCCCCCUCCCCACCUCUCCCCUCCCCCCCCCAGCGAUGCCAUUGCCCUGAGCUCCUCCCGUAGGCCUCAGCGCAGCCUUGGCGUGGAGGCGCGGCCCCCGCCGCCCCGGGGCCAUGUACCAAGGCUUCCCGGGGGACUACGAUUCCGGUUCCCGUUGCAGUUCGUCACCUUCGGCCGAAUCUCAGUACCUUUCUUCGGUGGAUUCGUUCGGGAGCCCCGCGGCGGCGGCUGCCGCUCAGGAGUGCAGCGCACUGGGGGACAUGCCCGGCUCCUUCGUGCCCACCGUGACGGCCAUCACCAGCAGCCAGGACCUGCAGUGGUUGGUGCAGCCCACCCUCAUCUCUUCGGUGGCCCAAACUCAACCCCCCCAACCUCAAUCUGGGGGUCCUAUGGCUCAUCCGCCACCUCCUCCUCCGCCUCCGACCGGUCCUGGUGCUCCCGUAGAUCCUUAUGACCUUCCAGGACCCAGUUAUUCUACUGCUGGGAUGGGGGGGUUCCCCUCUACUGCCGCCCCCCCCCCUGCCAGAGCCACCAGGGCCAGAGCGCGACGCAGCCGGGAUGAGACGCUGACACCAGAGGAAGAGGAGAAGCGCCGGGUGCGCCGAGAGAGGAACAAAUUGGCAGCUGCCAAAUGCCGCAACCGCCGCCGGGAGCUGACGGACAGACUGCAGGCGGAAACCGACCAGCUGGAAGAAGAAAAAGCCGAACUGGAAUCGGAGAUCGCCGAACUCCAGAAGGAGAAGGAACGCCUGGAGUUCGUCUUGGUGGCCCACGCCCCAGCCUGCAAGCUUCCCUACGAGGAACCCCCACCUCUGGGUGCCGGCCCCGCCGAGGUGAGCACCUUGGGCAAAGAGGAACCGCCGGGGCCCGUCGCCUUCCCGUACCAACCGGGCACCCAAGGUCCCUUCCCCAGCUGCUGCUUCGCGCCGGGGGUCCCCCCGGUGCCACCUAACCCCUCCUAUACGUCUUCGUUUGUGUUCACCUACCCAGAGGGAACCACCUGCGGAGCCUCGCAUCAGCGGAGCAGCAGCAGCGACCAGUCCUCGGACUCCUUGAAUUCUCCCUCGCUCCUCGCGUUGUGAAUGGGUUGUGUCCCACCCCAUCCCCUCCGCCCCCCCCCCCAAA